Messenger RNA from Danaus plexippus (monarch butterfly), 2282 nucleotides. RefSeq lists its product as uncharacterized. The transcript has 9 exons. The coding region runs from base 190 to 1626 and encodes 478 amino acids. NCBI's taxonomy places the organism in Eukaryota, Metazoa, Arthropoda, Insecta, Lepidoptera, Nymphalidae. The record is from RefSeq and is a predicted model, not a curated record. Gene Ontology annotation, molecular function: carbohydrate binding.
GUCUGGUGCGAUAGUGGUCACACGCUCGCCGUCCACAUAUAAAUAUUUCCACGCGGUUGACCCACGUGACAUACCCACGUGCCGCGUGCGCACUCACUUAUAAAGCGAAUGGCCUUUUUGACAAAUCUACUUAUUGAGUGGAGUGAAGAACAUGUGAUUUAACGAAUAAUUGAAAAAUAUUUGAGGACAAUGGCUACUAUAGUACUUAUCUUGGCAGUACUUACUUUACCAGGACCAUCCAGCACAAACUCCGAUAAUUUAGCAUUAUUAUCGGGGACUCUGAAAACUAUGCAGCGAGCGGCUUGUGACGAUGAGAUGGUAUCGCUGUCCUGUCCUCCAGGGACUUUAAUAAGCAUUCAAAUUGCUCAAUACGGAAAAGUUGUGCCUGGAAGCCAUGCUUGUAUAGCAGAUGUAAAUCAACAAAUGGAUGAUGCAGAAGAAAUAUGUCUGUGGCCAAAUGAAAUGCAGUAUUCACUUCUACGAAGGGUUGUAGAGGCCUGUCAGAAGAAACCUCAAUGUAAGUUCAGUACGAAGUUAAAGCCAGAGAAGGUCGAUCCCUGCCCCUUAGCUCGCAAGUUCGUCGAAGUGGCUUACAAAUGUCGUCCCCAUGAAUUUCGAAGUCGAACUGGCUGUGAGGAUGAUGUGAUCAAGCUGAGCUGUAACCAGCAAUCACGGGUAGCGAUAUACGACGCCCAAUACGGUCGUUUGGCGUAUGAAACCGUUUCUUGCCCCAAGCCACAGGGUGUUUCGGAUGAAUCGCACGCUGUUUGCUCAGCUCCCUAUGCCGUUGAAACUGUUAUGCAGAUCUGUCAUGGAAAGAGGUAUUGCCAGGUUGUAGCAAAUAACAAGACGUUCGGAUCGAAUUGCAACCCAAAUUUCAAGAGUUAUUUCAAAGUCGUUUACGCAUGUGUUCCAUUGGGAGUCCUAACAGAGCGCUACGAAAGUGCUACGGAGACCGAUAGAGUCAUGAAUACACAUACGAAUAACGCGGAAGGCUACUUCGACGAAUCAGAUACUGGUGAAAAAUGGAAAGAACCGAAUGGAGGAAUUCCAAUCAUCAAUCCAGUUUUUCCAGGGGAAGUUGAUAUGAUUAACCCGAACCGAAAUAAAAUUGACGACACCAAAAUUACCUUCAACUCUCAUAGAAACAGCGACAAAGACUCAUUUUAUACACCGAACACGAAAUUUUUGAUCUAUGUUAGUAUUGGUAUAACAAUUGCCAUUAUAUUGAUAAUUGUUUUAAUAUUAACACGAUAUUAUAAAAAACGAGAUCAGACGGACAGAUCAAAAAAUGGAGAUAUGUUCACAACAGAAACACCGAACAUAUUUAGCGAUAAUGUAUCAGAUUUGGACGUCGACGUUGACGUUAGUCAAUUUUCUGGAACUUUCUACGAUCCAGCACAUCCAGAUAUGAUUUUAUACAAGGACGGACCGAAUAAAGCGACACUUAGAGCCAUGAAGCCAUUGUCCACAGUGUAUCCUUCUGUAGGCACGAGCAUGUACGGGAAUGUAGACUAUGUGCCGCCACAAUCUAGUGACACUAGUUUCAGCAAGGAUCCAAAACAAGAAUUAGUGAUGAGUCCAAAGAGUUUAGGUUAUGCUAACAACCAGUACUUUUAUGGGUGACGACAAUGUGGAGGCGAAGAAACCUCCAGGACUUAUUGCUUUUAAAUUUAUUUGAAAAGCUUAAAAAGCUUUCAUAUUACGUAUUCAAUAUUCAUUGUAUUUGAUCACUGACUUUUGAAUAGGUCCCACGUUUAUUGUACAGAACAUUUGUAUUAAUUAAUUUACUAUGAAAUUAAUAUAUUCGGGAAUUAAUAUUAUGAUCCUGAUGGUAUGAAUGUCAAUUAAACAAUGACAAUCAUAUAAGAUUUUUAUUGCAGUAAAAUAAUAUGAAAACUGUUUCAUUUUAUUUUUUUCAUAAAUCUUGUCAAAAUCGUGCAGGUAUUAUUUUUAUUUACAUCGAAAAUUCUCUAUUAUUUAAUUAAGAUUAUAAUUAUUCUAAGAUAACCUCUCAUUUAUGUCUGGGUUUGUGUAAAUAAUAAUAUUUCUUGCUUCAUUACCUUUAAAAUUUAUUAUACGAAUAUCUCAUUCCCUUAGAGUGGCUUAAAGUUGGCAUAUCAUUGUAAUAAAAAAACAAGAAAGUGCUUAUUGUUAUUAUUCAUUUUAAAAUAAAAAUUUAGCAGCUAACUAUAUAUUAUGGAUGGCAACACUUAUAUCGAUUAUAUAACGAAAUUAAAAGAGGAGUUUUAUAAACUUUUUAAAAUAAAUUCUGAAUCAAA